Molecule: messenger RNA, 1011 nt
Organism: Dentiscutata erythropus
Lineage: Eukaryota; Fungi; Glomeromycota; Glomeromycetes; Diversisporales; Gigasporaceae
Source: the annotation of a GenBank genome assembly
AUGAUCUUAGAAAAAUUAUUCUCUCAAAGAUAUCGAAAGACUGAACCAUCAUCAAUUUUUGUAUUAAGACUUUUCGUGUUACUACUACUUUUAGUCUCUUUGAUUGGAUAUACUUGGUUAAUAAUUUGGGGCAUUUAUAAUGAUGGUCCGGUCGUUCUGCAAUCCUUGACUGAGGAAGAUGCUUUUCCUGUUCCUAAUGUCAUUUACGAUUGCACACAGUUUGUAAUACAACCACAAAUUUCUUCUAUUUUUGGUACUUCUCCUAGCAGAGUAACGAUAUACGAAUCUAUGGGAUCUUUUUCAAGUGAUUUGUUGUUUUCUAAAAUACCUGAUAAUGGAUUAAGUUCAUUGGAACUUAAUUUUUAUACAAAAGAUCCUAACUCUGAUCCAAGUCAAUCAAACAUCAAAUUUAAGAUAUUAGACAGCGAUUAUUUAAUUCAAUCGACAUUCAAAAUCUCUAUGUCUUAUAGAUUUAAAUUAAUAAGAAGAAGAAAAGACAUUAUGAUUCCAAGUUGGGAAAAUUAUAUAGGAUUGUCGUCUAACCUUGUGAAAAUACCAUAUUUCACAUCAUCAAAAGAAAUAUUUCCCUUUCAAAACGACACACCAACAUCAAUUCUAAAAAUAAUAAUUGAACAACCAACUUACACUGUUCAAGUUGAGACUGAUAAAAGAAACAAAACUGUUUUGUCUUCUCUUGGUUUAAUUGGAGGUUCAUUCGGAUUCGCUGCAUCCAUUUAUGCGUUGCUUUUUGGCACCAUUUCUAUUAAACCAUGGGGAUUAAUUCAGAAAUAUGGUUUCAGAAUAAAUCGUUCAGUACAAACCAAAUUGAAGGACACUCUUGAAUAUAUUCCAUUAGUUUAUCGUCCAGAAUCCAUUUCUUUAAAUAACUAUGAAUUGAAAAAAAGAUAUGAUUCAUUGCAAUUUUUUUUAACAGAGUAUGUUGUUGAUGUAGAACGUUUUGAAAAGCUUUAUAAUUCUAACGUAAAUAACUAUAAAAAAGACAUAGAUUAA